Molecule: messenger RNA, 609 nt
Organism: Mya arenaria
Lineage: Eukaryota; Metazoa; Mollusca; Bivalvia; Myida; Myidae
Product: loricrin-like
Exons: 2
Coding region: 1-609 (202 amino acids)
Source: RefSeq, a predicted model, not a curated record
AUGCAUUGUAUCCAAAGUGAGGGUGGUGUUGGUGGUUGUACGGGUGGUGAUGAUGAUGGUGAUGUUGGAGGUGCGGGUAAUUGUGGAAGUGGUGGUGCGAAAAUGGUGGUGCUGGUUGUACAGGUAAUGGUGGUGUUGGCUGUGCGGGUAAUUGUGAGUGUGGUGAUUGUGGUGGUACUGGAAAUUGCUGUGUUGGUUUUGCAGGGAAAUAGUGAUGAUGGUGAUGGUGCUGGAUCGGGUAAUAGUGAUGAUGAGGGUGAUGGUAUUGCUGCGAGUAAUGGAGGUGGUGGUUAUGAUAUUGGUGCAGGUUAUGGUAGUGGUAUUAAUUGUGCGAGUAAUGGUGAUAUUGCUGAUAGUUGUGGUGCGAGUAAUGGUGGUGUUGUCGAUGGUACGGGUAAUAGUAGUUGUGGUUUUGCGGGUAAUGGUGAUGAUGGGGAUGGUGGUGGUGCAAGUAAGGGUGACUGUGUAGGUGCCGGUAACGGUGUUAGUGUUGGAUGUGCGCUUGAUGGUGGUGAUAGUAAUGAUGCGGUUAAUAGUGGUUGUGGUGUUACGGGUGGUGUUGGUUUUAUGGGUAAUGUUGGAGAUGGCAAUGGUGGUGGGGGAUAUUGA